CUGGACUUCCCAGAGCCUUCCUGGAGCGCGCACUCCUCUGCUCUCGGGUCCCAGCGUCCCAGCCACGGCCCGCUGCCGCUAACCACCACCUCCUCCUCCUCCUCCUCUUCCUCCUCCACUCUGGGCGCCUCUCGCCCCCUCCCUCCUGUAGCUGCGGGGGCCUCGAGCUGCUGCAGCUCCCAGCCCCUACUCGACCACAUCCCCAACUCUCUGGGGUCACUCCUGGGACGCGCGCCCUCGCCCCAUCCUUUCUUCCUUCCUCCCCUCGCGCCCGCCCUCACUCUCCAGGUCUCCCGCCCGGGUCCCGAUUGUCUCGGUCCCCUCCCCAGGCAGCCGGCGCCUCGCCCUGCCCGGAGUCUCCCUCGCACUUCCUGAGUCGCCUGCCGCCGCGGUCGCACCGCGCCCGGGAUCCCGAGCCGCCGCUGCCCGGCUCCAGCCCGCCGCGCCCGGGGAAGGGAAGAGUGGGCGAGCUCGCCCUCGCCCAGCCCCGCGCCCCAGCCCUGCCCGGCGAGGGAGGACCGGGAAGAUGAACAACGGCGUCAAAGCCGAGAAGGAGAACACCCCGAACGAGGCCAACCUUCAGGAGGAAGAGGUCCGGACCCUGUUUGUCAGUGGUCUCCCUCUGGACAUCAAACCUCGGGAGCUCUACCUGCUUUUCAGACCAUUCAAGGGCUAUGAGGGUUCUCUUAUAAAGCUCACGUCUAAGCAGCCCGUAGGUUUUGUCAGUUUUGACAGUCGCUCAGAAGCAGAAGCUGCGAAGAAUGCUUUGAAUGGCAUCCGCUUCGAUCCUGAAAUCCCGCAAACACUACGACUAGAGUUUGCUAAGGCAAACACGAAGAUGGCCAAGAACAAACUAGUCGGGACUCCGAACCCCAGUACGCCUCUGCCCAACACUGUACCUCAGUUCAUUGCCAGAGAGCCAUAUGAGCUCACAGUGCCUGCACUUUACCCCAGUAGCCCUGAAGUGUGGGCCCCGUACCCUCUGUACCCAGCGGAGUUAGCGCCUGCUCUACCUCCUCCUGCUUUCACCUAUCCCGCUUCACUGCAUGCCCAGGUAAUUUAUACCCAUCGGCCACGACUUCACUCACUCCACCACCAGUCCUUUCAAACCUGGUUCCCCAGAGCACACCAUACAACUAACACCUAUCCAGCUAACAGAUCCACCCUCGGGAGAUUAAUGAUCUCCUCUAAAUCGAGCUGACACUCCUCCGGGACUUCUGAGGAUCAUCUGACAGCAAUGUUAUCACCCACUGCCUGAUGUUUGCCCCAAACGACACCUCGCUCUUCCUUAAUGACCUCACCCUCAUGUCACACACGAGACCCUGGGCCCAGAGGACCUCCCCAGCUCCCAGCCAGCGAGAGGGUGUCACUGGAGCGGGGAUGCGUGUGUGCCUUGUUGUGUGGAGGGGCUGCAGAGGGGCGCGUACACUGGCUGCAGGAGCCGUGUGUCUGUGUGUUUCUGCGUGUGGAGAGGUUUGGCUUGUGUUCUCUGAGGUCUAGUGGCCAAAGGGGAAAGUUGGGAGCACAUGUUACCUAAGAGAUCAAGGGUCCUUUUUUUUAUUUUCUGGAAACCCUGAAGAAAAGGAGGUCCCAUGUAGUGUCUAGAAUGUAAUUAUAGGUCAAGGUAGAGACCUUUGUUCUGACCAGCUGUUUUUUGGUUUGUUUGUUUGUUUGUUUGUUUUUAAGUUAAGAAUAGCUUGAAUUUAAUAAAUAAACUUGUUUUCUCACAACGAUUACUGCUUACCUACCAACCCUUUCUCUCCCCUUGGAGAGAAAAGCUUUGCUUUUAGUACAAGUAGUAGUAAUCAAUAUUACAAUUCAAAGUGAUCAAUAACAAAUCAGAUAAAAAGAGUAAAGAUUUCAUUUGUCUAACUGCAUGUGUAACUCCUUUAAAAACAAGAAAACCUGGUUUUUUAAAAAAUGUUGGCUUGGACAGGUGGGGUUGUUUGAUUGUUUUGCUUUAUGUUCAUUUACAAAGCUGGAUGAAAUAAACAGCUUCCCAGAGUACUGUUCCUUCUGACGCAGAACUUUGAUGUGAACUCACCGCACUGUGUAAGACCCUACAAGCAGCCCCAGUGAGGGCUCUCACGGCCGUGCGGCCAGCAGGGAUACGGGCUGUCCAUCCUUCUGUUCUCUUUCCGCUGAGCUGUCGGUGCUUCAUGCGUGCAUUUGACGGCCUGGCUUCCCGGGCACCGGGUGGGCAGACUGCACAGGAACAGCCUUGGUGCCGGGUCCCAAGUGAUUCCCUCUGUGUGGGGGGGGGUGAGGGGCAGCACGCAGUGUGAGUAGUGGAGGAAAAUGUGGGUGGUGCUUGGUAUAGAAAAUAGGAGCAGGAUGACUCCAAGACUAAUUACCCUUUCCGACAAUAGAUUAGCUGUGUUUUUUCUUUUUUUUCUUCUUUUUUUGCUUCUCCGUCCCCUGCUGUCUCUGCCUUUUGUCCAUGUCAGUGCCUGGUCACCCUGGAAAUGGCAGGUACAGGGAGAAGGGAUCAACCUGUGGAUACCUUCUGCCACCCGCCUGCUCAGAGCGGGCUCAGAGGUGACGUUGUAGGUGACGUGGAACAGCUCAAAGAGCCUCCCCCUCUUUGUGUCCCAAGCGCCCUACCCCUGCCACCCGGGGCCAUGUCUCCUCCUCUCCCUCCUCUUCCUCUUGCUAGAUGGUCUGGACCUGGAUCAGUUGACAGUUCAGGCAAGUGUUAAACACCAGGAAAGAGCCAAGUUCACAGGCUCUUGAAUGUCCAUGGCUCUGGGUAGUCAGCACAAAGCCUUUCACCGUUGCCCUGGAAAAGCAAGAUUUGAUAGUGGCCAGGAAGGACUGGGAAUAGCGGCUUUUGGCCAUAACACCUGGGUACCUGGGUAGUCUGCCCUUACUUCUGUCACAUAAUGGAUGAAACCAAAAGUGGCAUCUAGGGAUGUGGCGAGAAAAGGAGCUGAAGAGUCCUUAGAGGUUAGGAAGCCCACGCUGUUGUGGGAAAGGCAGGGAGAGACAGUGCCCAGACUAGGUGGACUCGGCCAUGGCACUUCAUGGGACGUGUUGCCUGGGGUGGCACCUUCCCCUGGGAGCUCCCACUUGAUGUGGAGGCUUUCCCAGCCUGGAAGCCCCUUGGCUGUGCCACCCCGGUCUGAGAGCCGGUGGGACUCUCCUCUGAUCCCGGUGAGGCCCUUGCACUCAACCCCACUUCUUGCUUCUGGUCUUGCCCAGUGCAAGCUUGGGUUCUGUAUCUUACAGACCCGUGAACGAACAUGCUUAUGUAAAUUUCCUUGUCCAAUACGAGCAUCAUAGAAUGAAUUGGCAGAGGCUUUACCAAUCAGCUGGUCUGACCCACUUUACAGAUGAGGAAACAGGCCGGAGAAGAUGCAGAGUCACCCGGAGUGGCAGGUGGCUCUGCCCCGAGCAGAGCCAGGUCCCCUGACUCUCGGGCCUCGGCCUUUCCCCGCCUCGGUGCUGGCUCUCCAAAGACCUGUUCGUUCUGUGAUGGGAUUUUGAAAAGGCCUCACUCCAGUGACUCCUUGGACCAUUCUCCUCUAA
Molecule: messenger RNA, 3528 nt
Organism: Phyllostomus discolor (pale spear-nosed bat)
Lineage: Eukaryota; Metazoa; Chordata; Mammalia; Chiroptera; Phyllostomidae
Gene: RBPMS
Product: RNA binding protein, mRNA processing factor
Exons: 6
Coding region: 527-1201 (224 amino acids)
Molecular function (GO): mRNA binding
Source: RefSeq, a predicted model, not a curated record